Triticum aestivum (bread wheat) is the source of this 3154-nucleotide messenger RNA. RefSeq lists its product as uncharacterized. Gene Ontology annotation, cellular component: membrane. The transcript has a single exon. The record is from RefSeq and is a predicted model, not a curated record. NCBI's taxonomy places the organism in Eukaryota, Viridiplantae, Streptophyta, Magnoliopsida, Poales, Poaceae. The coding region runs from base 166 to 2982 and encodes 938 amino acids.
AUCUUUUAACUAGUUUGCUUUGCACUAGACAGCUCUCAGCUCAGCAUCACAUUCCUUCGUGGCGUACUGGAGGUGCGAAGCAUCCGGACAGCAGAACACUCACCAAUCAGCAAUGGAGAUAUUAUCUUAGCUGCUGGACCGGAGCGCUCUGGUCCGCCGUGAGCCAUGGCGACGGAGGCGGAAGAAGACAUCAAGUUCCUGUGGAAGUGGCGCAAGUACCUGCUGCUGCUCGCCACGCUGGUCGCCGGUGUCACCUACGUGGCGGGGCUCAACCCGCCGGGCGGCGUGAGGUCGGAGGAGGCCGACCCUGACCCACCGGCGCCGGCGCCGGUGGUCUACCCGCACCGCGUCGGCGACCCGGUGCUCGCGGCCACCUACUCGGCCAGGUACUCCGCCUUCUUCUACUGCAACGCCGCCGCCUUCGUCGCGUCCCUGGUGGUCAUCAUGUUCCUGCUGGACCGGCGCAUCAGCGGCAGCCGCGUCGGCCUCACCGUGCUCCGCUCCGCCAUGCUGCUCGACCUGCUCGCCCUCAUGGCCUCCUUCGCCGCGGGGAGCUGCCGCGACGUGGUCGCCUCCGUGUACGUCUCCGCGCUCUUCGCGCUCGUCUUCGCCUACGUCGCCAUCCACGUCUGCGUUUCCUCAUCAAGUCCGAGGCGGUUGCUGCUCCGGAAGCUGGCGGACUCCGGCGUCUCGCCGAGCUCCGUUUCCUCCUCUAGUCCGAGAGGGGUGCUGCUCCAGAAGCUGGCGGACUCCGGCGUAGUUUCGCCGGGCUCGGAGGAGGAGAGGCUCAAGCUCAAGGAGCGGCGCAAGUUCCUCCUGCUGCUCGCCACAUUCGCGACGCCGCUGACGUACGGCGCGGGCCUGGCGCCGCCGGGGGGCUUCUGGAGCAAGAGCGUGGACGGGCACAUCGCCGGCGCCCCGCUGCUGCACGACGGCCGGUACAAGAUCCGGUACCACGCCUUCUUCUACGCCAACGCCACGUCCUUCGUGGCGUCCCUCGCCAUCAUCAUGCUGCUGAUGAGCAGGACGCUGAGCCACCUCCUCGCCCGGUCGUACGCGCUGCCGGUGUGCGUCCUGGUGGAGUUGCUCGGCCUCAUGGCCGCCUACGCCGCCGGGAGCUGCAGGAGGGUCGACACCACCGUCUACAUCGUCUCCCUCGCCGGCGCUGUGCUCCUCAACAUCCUGCUGCAGGCCGCCGUCGCGCUGCUCGCCAUGGACACGUUCCACUUCCAACGGUGGCGCAAAGUCAUCUGCGAUGUACUAACCUGCGCCAGCUGCUUGGAUAGGAAAAGGAAAAGGAUGCCGGGUAGUGCUGCUACUAAUGCCACGGCGACGGUCCCGGCCACACCCCCGCAAGGUGUAGAGAGCAAGAACGGCGCUCUCGCAGCAGAGGAGGAGAAGUCGGAGGAGGAGGAGGAAAGGGAGGAGUCGCGGUCGCUACUCCUGCUGCUGGCCACGCUCGCCGCGACGGUGACCUACCAGGCAGGGCUGAGCCCGCCGGGCGGCGUCUGGCAGGAAGGCCAACCGCAUCGCACACCGGGGGACCCGAUUCUCCUCGACAUAAGUCCCAUGAGGUACAAGGCGUUCUACCACUGUAACACGGCGGCGUUGGCGGCAUCGCUGGUCGUCAUCGUCAUCGUGCAGAGCAAGGAGCUGAGCUCGGGCGCCGCCCUCAAGGGCACCGCGCUCAAGACGGCCAUGAUACUGAACCUGUUCGGCCUCAUGGGCGCGUACGCCGCCGGGAGCUGCCGGGACGCCUCCACCACCAUCUACGUCUCUGCCCUGGCCGUCGCCGUCUUCGUCUACUCCAUCGCCAAGGUCGUGGCGUACACGCUUACUGGGCGUAGCAGCUGGCUGAUGGACCGGGUGCACGACAUGUCCGACACGCUUGCAGGGUGGCUCCAGCUCUCGGGCGACAACCAGCCCAAACUGGACCUCGAGAAGAAGCGUAAGUUCUUGCUGCAGCUCGCCAUCCUCGCCGCCACCGUCACGUACCAAACCGGGCUGAACCCGCCGGGCGGGUUCUGGCCGGAGAGCAAGGAGGAGAGGAAGCUCAUCGCCGGGGACCCGAUCCUGCUCGACUACUACUGGAGCAGGUACCAGGUUUUCUUCUACUGCAACGCGACGGGGUUCAUGGCGUCGGUGGCCGUCAUCCUCCUGCUGGUGAACCAGACGCUGUACAAGCAGGUCAUUCGGAGCAACGCGCUCCACGUCUGCAUCGUGGUGGGGCUGCUGGGCCUCAUUGGUGCCUACGCCGCCGGCAGCUGCCGGAAACUACGCACGUCCAUCUACGUCUUCGCGCUCGUGGCCCUGGUGGUCGCCUUCCUCAUCCUGCAGAUCCUGCUUUUCGUGUCAGCAGACCGCUUCCAUUGGUCAGAGCUGCAAUGUCUUCCGACGUGGCUCCGAAGGCUAUUUGAGCCGCUGUCUUCGUCGCCGGCAGGCAGCGACGGCGAGAAUAACAAGAGCAAGCAACACCAAAAAAGCAGCGAGGACUACAUGAAACGCAAGUACCUGAUGCUGCUCGGCAUCCUGGCCGCGAGCGUGACGUACCAGGCGGGUCUCGCGCCUCCGGGCGGCACGUGGGGCGACGACGCGCCGGCGCCGACACGGACGGCGACGGGCAACCCGGUGCUGCUCGACACCCACGGGGCGCGGUACCAGGCCUUCUUCUACUGCAACGCGACGUCGUUCAUGGCGUCCGUCGUGGUGACCAUGCUGCUGCUCCAGCGCACGGUGAAGCGGCGCGGCGCGCCGCUGUGGGCGAUGCAGGCCGCCGUGGUGCUGGACCUGCUGGGGCUGCUGGGCGCGUACGCCGCCGGCAGCUGCAGGAACCUGGAGACGUCCGCGUACGUGAUCGCGGUGGUGGCCGGCGUGGUCGUGUUCGUCACGCUGCACGUGCUGCUGUCGUUCGACGCCGUGGUCACCAGGGCCAAGGAGCUCAGGGUGGUCAGGUACUUGGGGUCGGGAGGGAGCGGUUCCUGACGAUGGAUGUCGACGAUGAUCAGGUCGGCUUGCAAAGUGCAAACGGCGGCAAUGUGAAGUUUGCAUUCCGUUGGUUUGCUGAUCAGAAACUUAUCUGUGUCGGAUUUUUUAUUGUGUGUCGCCGUCGCCGUCGCCGUCGCCGUGUUGAACCCUGGACUGCGGAUUUAUGUUA